Lachancea meyersii CBS 8951 is the source of this 3039-nucleotide messenger RNA. NCBI's taxonomy places the organism in Eukaryota, Fungi, Ascomycota, Saccharomycetes, Saccharomycetales, Saccharomycetaceae. The record is from the annotation of a GenBank genome assembly.
AUGGUCUCCAGACGACCCAGGGCUGGAAGCUCACUCUCCGAAGCCUUAACUGUGUCUCUCGGACUCAAUUCACAGGCGACAGGCGAUUCUGAUAGUUCGCCGCUACCUCGAAUCAAUCCAUUUAUCCAAAACUUCCCCAGCUCACCACACCAAUAUUACGGGCGCUCAUUCGUGGGUACUCUGUCUCCAACGUCUCAUUUUGCAAAGGAUCGCCUUCCCACCAACGAAAUACCGAAGACGGAGCAGUUACGGUCGAUACACAAGUCCGCAAAUCUGCAUAGACAAACAGCUGCUCUUUCGCAUGAUUUCGACGCCACUUUCGAAUUCGAAGAUGAGAGAGACCCGUCCCAGGGUUUUGAAGAUAUCAAUAAGCUAGCUGAAGAUCCAGCACCAGCAGCCGUGGCCGUCAUAUCUCCGGUAAAUAGCCAGUCCGAGACAGCUUUGUUACCCGAGGGCCAAGAAACCACAGAGCUCACACUGCCCUCUCGCCCCGACCACGAUAUGGUUUACGGCUCUAUCGACAGGAUGGACAGUCAGUACGUAUCACUGCAAUCGCCUCGAGACCUGAACCUAUCGGGCGUUGCGAUGGACCCCAACGCUCCAACAUUGAGCAAAAUAAAUCUCACACUACGUCGAAUGGUUUGGUACGUACCGUCCGUGAUUCUUGGACUGUUACUGAACAUUCUGGAUGCCUUAUCCUAUGGUAUGAUCAUAUUCCCCAUCACAGAGCCACUGUUUGCCCACAUGGGUCCUCCUGGUAUGUCAAUGUUCUACAUUUCCUGUGUCAUUUCCCAAGUCCUUUAUUCUGGAGGACUUUCUGCCUUCGGGAACUCAAUUGGUAGCGAAAUGAUUGAGAUCACUCCAUUUUAUCACGCCAUGGCCGCUUCCAUUACAAGUGCGCUCCCGGACCAACAAGAUCAAGUCCUUUCAACCACGAUAGUAUGCUAUGCUUUGAGUUCGAUAAUGACUGGUUUCGUAUUUUUCCUGCUCGGCAAAUUGCGACUAGGUAAAAUUGUGGGCUUUUUCCCGCGCCAUAUCCUAAUCGGCUGUAUUGGCGGUGUGGGCUACUUUCUUGUUGCCACCGGCUUCGAAGUCACAACAAGAAGCGCCAAGGUUGAGAGUGCCUGGGAAUUUUUGGCCGGUCUUUUUGCUGACUUUUCGACAUUUGGCAAAUGGGCCUUGCCAAUAGCGAUGGCUGUUUUGCUUGUUGUUGUCCAGCACAUUUUUGAAAACUCUCUAGUUUUGCCAUCAUUUUACAUUGCUUCAUUAUUCCUCUUUCACUUCGUGGUCGCAUUGGUUCCAAAUCUGUCUUUGGAAAUGCUAAGGGAAAAUGGCUGGAUUUUCCCUGCGACAAAAUCAUCAACGCAUUGGUACGGCUUUUACAAGCUUUACAAUUUGAAGUUGGUGAAAUGGUCCCUAAUUGUGCAACAGGUGCCAACGAUGCUGGCUCUUACAUUUUUCGGAAUCUUACACGUCCCGAUUAACGUCCCAGCGCUUGCCAUGUCUGUUGGGAUGGAUAAAAUCGAUGUUGAUAGAGAGCUUAUUGCUCAUGGCUACUCGAAUUUUAUAUCCGGCUUGAUGGGCUCAGUGCAAAACUAUUUGGUCUAUACAAACAGUGUCCUUUUCAUCAGAGCAGGUGCGGAUAGCUCCAUAGCGGGAUUUAUGUUGGCAGGGGCCACUUUCGGCGUCAUGUUGGUGGGGCCUGUGAUCAUCUCGUAUAUCCCAAUCUGCAUCGUGGGUUCCCUGAUCUUCCUUCUAGGCUACGAAUUGAUGAAAGAAGCCUUGUACGAUACAUGGUCAAAGCUGAACAAAUUUGAGUAUGCCACCGUAGUCGUGAUCGUUUUCACAAUGGGUAUGUUUGAUUUUGUACUCGGGAUCAUUGUCGGGAUUUUGAUUGCGUGCUUCUCAUUUCUGGUGGAUAGCGCAAAAUUGCAGACGGUGAAUGGCGAGUUUGACGGUCAAGUGGCGCGUAGUACCGUUCGCCGAGAUUUCAUUCAAACUCAGUUUUUGAACAAGAUUGGGGAGCAAAUCCACGUUUUAAAGCUACAGAAUUUGUUGUUUUUCGGUACUAUUUUGUCCAUCGAGGAAAGAAUUGACAAGCUUUUAGAAAUUAGCAAUAAUGAUGCUUCCAGACAGCGAAUCAAGUUUUUGAUUCUUGAUUUCAAAAACAUCAACGCGGACAACAUAGACUACUCUGCGGCGGAAGGCUUCAAUCGUAUCAAAAGGUUUACGUCCUCAAAGAAGAUCAAUCUGAUUAUUUCCUCUAUCAAGACGACUGAUAGAAUCUACAACGCUUUCAACAAGGUUGGUCUUCUUGACGGUGUUGAGCUAUUUGACGAUCUCAAUAGUGCCUUAGAAUGGUGUGAGAACAAGCUGCUGCUUCAAUUUAAGGAGCUGCGUUCCAAAUCGCGAAUUAAAGCUGAGAAGAAACGUGACAGAACCCCGAAUAAAACACCAUUGCCGCUGAACACCCCGCGGAACACCCAAUUCGUUUCGGUAGCCCAGAAAAUACUCACAGAUGAACGGUCUAUGCCGACGUACAAACAGAGCUACCGCGAGAAGCAUCCAGUUCUGCCUUUAUUGUUCUCCUCUCUGCAAAAAUAUCGCAAACAAAUCUCGACCUCCAAUCCCCAAUCGAAAGAGGCAGAUGAGAAGCUGUGGUCUGCACUCGGUGGUUACUUUGUCAAGAGGAAACUAGCAGCCCAAACUCCAUUGCCGCACAAAGACAACAUAUUUGCCGUCAUUGAAAGCGGAAUGGUCAAGGUUACGUAUAAUCUUCGUCAGGGUCAGCUUUAUGAAAUUAUUUCAGGCAAAACUUGUUAUGGAAGAAUGAGCGCCAAAAACACUGGUGAUUUUCCCAUUUCUUCUGUAGAGGUGACCAUGGAGACAGACUGCGUUAUAUGGGUCAUAGACGAGGCAGGACUCGCCAAACUCAGGGCCGAAAACCCAAACCUAUACACUGAACUUUUGCUGAUUUGUUUGUGCAUAAACCAAGAUCGUCUGAAAGAACUUCUCGGAUACUGCCUAGUUAGCAGCUGA